Molecule: messenger RNA, 1026 nt
Organism: Oryctolagus cuniculus (rabbit)
Lineage: Eukaryota; Metazoa; Chordata; Mammalia; Lagomorpha; Leporidae
Source: RefSeq, a predicted model, not a curated record
UUGGGGGCGGAGACUCUGCUCUCCAGUAAGCAUGCGCGUUGGCUUCCAGCCAAUCAGGGACGCGCCUGGCUGAGGCCGGGCUGGGUUUUCCCCCGCGGGAAUCACCACUUACCUCAGAGGCCUCGAGGCAGCGAAGCAUCGACUCCGCAGAUGUCUGUAUCUUCUUUUUUUGACUUUUUGAUCCAAUAAAAGAAAUUAGGCUACUGCUUAAAUUUUAACUAAGAACAUCUAAAUAUGGCACCCUCUGGCAGAAAAUAUUCUGGAAAGUUACGAAAGGUAUCAAUGGAUGAUCCUAAAGGAGCCUAUAAUAUCCGGAAACAAACUAAAAAAGACUUCAGCGAGUCAGAGGAGGAUAUUUUGGAAGGAAAGACUCCAGUAAUUGAUAAACGUGGGAAGAAAAGAUCUUCAAGACUAUUUGAAGAUGUGGGAGGUGAAGUACACAGUAUGCUGGAACGAUUUGGAGCUGACAUUCACAAGGCUCUUCUUGCCAAGAAAAGAAGACUUGAAAUUUAUUCCAAGUCUUGUUUCAAAAGCAGUAAUCAGUUGAUUGAACAUUUUUGGAGAAUACAACAAGAGCAAAGGCAGAAGCUUCACCAAGAAUUUUCUCAGCAGUUUCUAACUUUGUUUGAGGAGUGGGAUUUAGAUCUGCAGCAAUCUGGGGAACAAGAAGAAAAACUAACUAAUUUGUUUCGACAGCAACAAAAGGUUUUUCAACAAUCUAGAAAUCUUCAGAGCCAGAGACUGAAAACAAUUAGACAGCUAUAUGAGCAGUUAAUAAAGAGUAUGGAGGACUUGGAGAAGGAUCAUGAAAAUCAAUUUAGUAAUGCACAAACUGAACUUAAAAAAGAAAUGGCCAUGUUGCACAAAAAAAUUAUGAUGGAGACACAGCAGCAACAGAUGGCAAGUGUUCGACAGUCUCUUCAAUCCGUGUUACUUUGAUGACUCUUUGAAGAAAGAACUUGAACCUAAAUGAUACAAUUUUAAGAUUAAUUAAGAUGCAUUUUUUUCAUAAAUUCUAGUUUAAAU